Colletotrichum acutatum is the source of this 1656-nucleotide messenger RNA. RefSeq names its product ATP-dependent protease La domain-containing protein. NCBI's taxonomy places the organism in Eukaryota, Fungi, Ascomycota, Sordariomycetes, Glomerellales, Glomerellaceae. The record is from RefSeq and is a predicted model, not a curated record. The coding region runs from base 1 to 1656 and encodes 551 amino acids. Gene Ontology annotation, molecular function: ubiquitin protein ligase activity. The transcript has a single exon.
AUGUCCUCCGACCAACCCCGGGUCGUCGAGAGCAGACCAUCGGCCCUGACGUCCAACCCGGUACACGAAGCCGAGGACGAAAAGGAUCAUGGCACUGUCGAACGGCCACUGGAGGGCGACCAAAUUCGAGAAGUCAUUCGCCUAAUACAAUGCCGAAAAUGCUCACACCCUCUCCAAGAGCCAAUUACACUUCCUUGCGGUCGAAGCCUCUGUAAACGAUGUGUCCCAGAAACACACACCCGAGAAAAUAUAUCAUAUCCGGCCACGCCAAAUAGAUUACAAGGCUUCGAAUGCCCAUAUGCGGAUUGUGGGAAGAACCAUGCCGUGGGCGAUUGUGGCGUUGAUGUCAUCCUCACCAAGGCAGUCAACAAUUUCAAGGCCGAGAUGGAGAAAGCGAAAGAGACGAGCACCAAAGCCGAGAUAUCCACGCACGUCAUUAUCAACAGUUCAGGUGCUGGGCAGUCAGAUACGGGCGAUGACGACGCGGGAGUGUCAAGGGUCGUGAAAGGAGGCCCACUGCUCGCUGUCUACACGUUGGCAGACUCAGGCGAGUUGGAUUAUAACUCAGCCGUCACUUUUGCCGAAGUCUCAUCACUCGGAGACGAGGCUACCUCCAUCGACUCCAAGACAUUUUCCAAAGUAAAGGAAUCUGUACGCACGGAAAUGGACUGCCAGGUUUGCUACGCCUUGUUCUACGACCCUCUCACGACAGUAUGCGGUCACACUUUUUGUCGAUCGUGUUUACACCGGGUGUUGGAUCACUCCUCCUACUGUCCGAUUUGUCGUCGGGGGUUGUCAGUCAGUCCUCUGUUGUAUCGGGAAUCAUGCCCAUCAAACGAGAGUCUGAAAACCAUCAUUCAGACUUUUUGGGCCGAUGCCGUUCUCACAAGAGGAGAUGCUCUGGCGGCGGAAGCAAUGAACAGACAUCGGGAGUUUGACAUUCCCAUCUUUGUCUGCACAUUGUCAUUUCCAAUGAUGCCUACUUUUCUCCAUGUCUUUGAGCCGCGUUAUCGCCUAAUGAUACGACGAGCUUUGGAAGGUGACCGAACUUUCGGCAUGGUGCUUCCUCAACGACCCCGGACCGCCAAUGACACACAUUUUGUGCAAUACGGAACUCUUCUACGGAUUGUGAAUGCCGAGUACUUUGCAGACGGUAGGAGUCUGAUCGAGACAUCUGGCAUAUCGCGCUUUAGAAUUACCAGACACGGCAUUUUGGAUGGAUAUUUGGUUGGGAAGAUUGAACGAAUUGAUGACAUAUCGAUCGCGGAGGAAGAAGAUCUAGAGGCAACCGAGACACAACAAGCCCUAGAAAGAUACGAAAGCGCAGCUACACAUCAGAGCGAGGACUCGAGUUUGCCGAGGCCCAUUACGACCACCCCCGAGGAUCUCUCAACAAUGCCAACCAGCGAUCUGCUGUCCUUGGGCGUUUCCUUUGUGCAGAGAAUGAGGCAACAAAGUGUGCCGUGGCUGGCACAACGAAUGCUAGCUAUUUAUGGGGAAUGCCCCAACGAUCCGGCACUUUUUCCUUGGUGGUUUGCCAGCAUCCUGCCAGCCAAGGAAUACGAGAAGUACAAACUUUUGGAAACACGAAGCGUCAGAGAGAGACUCAAGAUCUGCUGUGGCUGGAUCUUGGAAUGGGAGUCAAGCAGGUGGUGA